AUGAGGGCGGGAAGCCCGGCCUUCUCGCUCGUACGUGUCAGCAACGAGACCCUGGGCAACGGUCGCGGCGUGCCGUUGUUGUUCAGCCCGUGUCAGUGGGUGUGUCGGCUGGAGGUCAUGGUGUACCCUGGUGGUGAGGGCCGCAAGGAUGACUUCUACCUGUCCAAGCAGGAGGGCGGGCGGCCAGCAGAGUGGCCUACUGGCACGCCACCGCACCCUUCGUCAAGACGGCGUCCCGUGCUUAACUGCAGCCUCUGGUGCCCUACUGCAAGCACUGCAGCACCGAGGGCCUGACCACCGUCAGAGACGCCAUCCCAUCGCUCAGUGCGCAGCUGCAGCAGGCACGCUUGUCGAGUCGGCCGACAGCUCGCCUCACACAGACGUGCCCACAUCGGCGGCAGAGUCCGCAGCGGCCCCGGCGCCCCGGGCGGCAUGGACGGCAGACGGCUCACGGAGAGCCUCUCAUGGAUCUCGCCCACACGGGUUUUGCUGGACGGCCUCAGUGCCAUGAUCGAAGUCAUUCCGGUCUACGCCAAGACGCAGGACAACAUCGGUUCUGCCAAGGCAGCGCUGCCCCCGCCCACCACUCAUGCAGCAGCGGUCAACGGGUCGACAUCGGCAGCAUCCCGUUCGUGA
Molecule: messenger RNA, 636 nt
Organism: Vitrella brassicaformis
Lineage: Eukaryota; Vitrellaceae
Source: the annotation of a GenBank genome assembly